Messenger RNA from Clunio marinus, 279 nucleotides. The record is from the annotation of a GenBank genome assembly. Lineage: Eukaryota; Metazoa; Arthropoda; Insecta; Diptera; Chironomidae.
AUGAUCGAGAUAUCUUUUGAUGAUGCAAUAAUACAGCCAAUUAAAAUGUUCAAGAAAGCACUUACAAAUAUCUCCGAUAACCUUUCACAUCAUCUGACGCCGAGCGUUAAUGAAUCAAUUGAGUGUCUUCAAUUGCUUGCACAAACAGCAAAAGAUACAAAAAACAGAAAGAAACUCGUUCAAAUACCUGAUAUACCAUACCAGGAUGUUGCGAUAUUAUCCCUACAACAGUCUAUUAUGUUGCCAAACAUUUGCUUGAAGCAAACUCUCGACAAUUAA